Messenger RNA from Xenopus laevis (African clawed frog), 437 nucleotides. It is a transcript of the gene cox6b1.L, whose product is annotated as cytochrome c oxidase subunit VIb polypeptide 1 (ubiquitous) L homeolog. NCBI's taxonomy places the organism in Eukaryota, Metazoa, Chordata, Amphibia, Anura, Pipidae. The coding region runs from base 25 to 285 and encodes 86 amino acids. The record is from RefSeq and is marked provisional. The transcript has 4 exons.
GAGGAAGGCGAACUCGAGGCAAAAAUGGCAGAAGAUAUCCGCACUAAAAUAGAAAAUUUCAAAACCGCUCCAUUUGAUGCUCGGUUCCCCAAUCAGAAUCAGACCAAACACUGCUACACCAAUUACCUGGAUUAUCAUCGCUGCUUGAAGGCUAAGGAUAGCAAAGGACAAGAUCCGUAUCCCUGUGAAUGGUACCGUCGUGUAUACAGAUCAAUGUGCCCCCUGAAAUGGGUUGAAAAGUGGGAUGAACAGAGAGAGAGUGGCACAUUCCCAGGCAAAAUCUAAGCCAUGGACUGGCUUUCUCUGCUUGGUACAGGAGUAUCAUCAAUGCUUGAACGUGUCAGUGCUUAAUACAAUGAUAAUAUUUGCAUCUGUCAUUGAGUGAAGGGCAAGUAAUACAAUUCCUUUAUAUGUUAAUUAAAUCCUCCAUAAACAAA